AGCCAGAGAACAGAGAGAGAGAGAGAGAGAGAGAGAGACGAGGGGUUCACUGAGGAAGAAUGGCUACAGAGGAAGAGAGCGCGGUAAAGGAGCCGUUGGAUCUCAUCAGGCUCAGCCUGGACGAGCGUAUCUACGUCAAGCUUCGUUCUGACAGAGAGCUUCGCGGCAAGCUUCACGCUUACGAUCAGCAUCUAAAUAUGAUUCUUGGAGAUGUCGAAGAAGUUGUCACUACUGUUGAAAUUGAUGAUGAGACAUAUGAAGAGAUUGUCAGGACUACCAAGCGAACAGUUCCUUUCCUGUUUGUAAGGGGAGAUGGGGUGAUAUUGGUUUCCCCACCACUGAGGACUGCAUGAUGGGGACUGAUGAACUGUAAUCAUUAUAAGCUUUUGACACCUCUGUGUAAUAGUCCUUUCCGCUUAUAAUGAGAUUAGUUGCGAUACUGGUAUGUUUAUUCCUGAUUUUUAUUAGAAACAUGAGGAUCAUGAAUAUAGUUGAACAAGCUUCUAUGGUGAUGUGUAGAGCUGGCUUCACUUGCAAUUGGCUCUCAAGAUUCUGAAUGUGGUGCCAUUCCUUUAUAGCUUGUCACAUGCUACAGAGACUGUCGUGCGUGAUUUGAUGAUGGAUAUAGGAAAACUGAUAAUUAUCAAGCGUAAUGGUAACCUUGUCUUGUUAUGACUUCUUUUUUCAGUUGUUU
Messenger RNA from Neltuma alba, 694 nucleotides. Its product is annotated as sm-like protein LSM3A. The coding region runs from base 60 to 353 and encodes 97 amino acids. The transcript is spliced from 3 exons. Lineage: Eukaryota; Viridiplantae; Streptophyta; Magnoliopsida; Fabales; Fabaceae. Gene Ontology annotation, molecular function: RNA binding. Gene Ontology annotation, biological process: mRNA splicing, via spliceosome. The record is from RefSeq and is a predicted model, not a curated record.